Brienomyrus brachyistius is the source of this 4440-nucleotide messenger RNA. Its product is annotated as NF-kappa-B essential modulator-like. Gene Ontology annotation, biological process: positive regulation of canonical NF-kappaB signal transduction. The coding region runs from base 2210 to 4012 and encodes 600 amino acids. Gene Ontology annotation, cellular component: nucleus; cytoplasm; IkappaB kinase complex. NCBI's taxonomy places the organism in Eukaryota, Metazoa, Chordata, Actinopteri, Osteoglossiformes, Mormyridae. The record is from RefSeq and is a predicted model, not a curated record. The transcript is spliced from 14 exons. Gene Ontology annotation, molecular function: K63-linked polyubiquitin modification-dependent protein binding.
GUAUAAUUUAAUUGUGUGUCGUUAGGCGUAACUCGGACGCUGUCACUAAAAACUGAGGUAAAAUGAACAAAGCUACCUUGUUAAUGUAGCCAAGCUACAUAUAAAACAAAAAACAAACAGACAAUCUAUGAUCACUCAAUCAGUUUCCACCAUUUGGGUUUCGUUUUAUUCAGUCAUCGCCCCUGGAAUGAAACUGCUGGCGUAAAACUGCGGCUCUGCUCACAGAUAUUAUUGGUUGGGAUCACAAGGGGUGCGGUUAACUGGAACUGGGUUGGAAAUUGCAUACGCGCUAAAGCAUGGAUAGUGUUUCCAUGCAUACAUACUGUACAUAUUACACUAUCGGUUAAGUAAGUAGGCUUCUAACGAAAUUUACUACGUACUGUUGGAUGGUUAACUGAUGGAGUUCAAUACAUGAAAGAGGUGUGUGAAUAAAAGCAUAUAGAGAUCUAACUGGGGAAUAAUCAAGGUCAGUCGUGUCUCAUACAUGCACCAUUCUCUUUUGUCCACUCCCAAUCAUAACCCGGUUCUAUGGGAGGGGUGUUUCUCCAGACGUCACUUCCCCGAUCAACAGGAUGCGUAUUUUAGCAACAGGUUGAAGCUCAUCAGAAGAUCUCAAAUCAGUUGUUUUUUUAUUUUGGGGUACUGGACAUUUCUGCCAGUGCCGCGUUCGCAUGGUCAAGAUAAGGAUUCUGUCACAGACAUUUGGCCAGAUUUUUCAGAACACUUAGCGAUUCCUUAGUUCCAUAAUUAUUUGUCCAUACUGCUGUGAGUACACAUGGAGCCCCAGCAGAGUACUACCUGACAUUUUCUCUUUGUGUCCGACUAUUCCCGAGAGCUGUACAAUCACGUCGGAAUUCUUAUCUUUUUGUUUAUCAAUUACUUUUAUAUUCCUGUAUAUUCGUUCCCAAAAUCCACAUCGGAUGAUUUACAGCGAGGGUUGCCUGAGUGGAUACAGCUCCGUCUCGCCUCACAUGGUUGUACGUUGGAUCGUACCGACAAAAAUCCAAUAUCAGUAUAUAGCUUUAGUAAAAAAAAUAGGUAAAUUGCUUUACUGCACAGUAGAUAAGUGCUGCUAUGUAGCAUGAUUUCAGUUAAUCGCUUUUCAUUUCUUAUGUUUUUCAUCUUCAUUUAGUGAACUUGUACUUUAAAUUCUAGGUAGACAUAGUACAACCCAAUGCGGAAGAAGAGCGGGCGGUUGCCGUUGGUUUCUGAUUUCUCUGCCUCUUGUUGCAGUAUGUCACCCAAUAAUUUGGCUCUGUUGAUUUGGAUGUAAUAUAACGACAAUGCUAGUAAAGAAGACUGGACUAAACUAAGAGGGGAUCCUGCAACACAGCUCACGUAAGCUGUUCAGCUGCCCAGCAAGCUGGAAUAAAGGUAGCAAGUUAGCUAUUUGGGGACUAGCUGGUGACUGUAAUGGUUAUGCCAUAAACCGCGUGUGUUUUUACUCACUUGUAACAAUGUAGCAAAUAAAAAAAUCAUAUUCAUUAGUCAAAAUCCCAGUGAUUGUCGCUUUGUUUAAAAUGGCCGAUUUUUUAAAUCAUUUUCUUUCGGUAACAUGAAGUCAUUUAGCUGAAUUUGUUAAUGUGAGGAAAUUUAAUAGAAAUGGUUAAUGUAAGAAAUAUGUACAGGAGUGGUUCCGCUGCACUUAAUAUAACACGGGCAAAUGAAUAGAGGCGAAAUUAAAAAUCAUAUAACGAAACGGUGUCGGAAAACGGUUGCAGAUGGAGCAUGUGAUGACAUGAGUGUAACCUUUUUGGUAAAAACUAAUCGAUCAUUAGCGUACCAUUCAUAUAUUAAAAAUGUUAAUAUAACAAGAUUUAUACUGAAACAUUCAAUUUGAUAACAAUCGUUAAAGCUAAUCAUAUCUAUUCCAGUAAAAUGUUCAUUAAAAUGGGUUUUCUUUUUAUGCUGUACCUAAUAUUGUUAUUUUUCUAUGUUACUAUCAGGUGCUGGAAUUAUGGACAAAAAUGCAUGCCUGACACUAAGUUCAUUUCACUAAAGACAUGAGUAUGUAUUUAUUGUUGGUGAGGAAAAUACUACCUGCUCAUUAGACUACUGUGAAUACCAGUAAUUUUUAGCUUCGGGUGGCAGGUAAAUAUGUCAUAAUAAAGAUGGUUGAUCUGGGGGUUACGUAUGUGAAAGGAAUUCGGCAGUUAGCUAAAUGUCUGUGAAUGACUUUGGCUCACAAUCGCUCUGAAUCACCCAGGUGAUGGUUCAGCCCCAGGGUCCCUUGGGCAGUGUGUUGCAGUGGGACAUGGCUGGAAGAGAGGUGCUGGGAUCCAGCAGCCAGGAGUCGCUUGAGACAGCCUCCCAGGGGUCUGCUGGAGUCCCGGAGCUAGCUGACAGUGAUGUGGUACAGAGACUUCUGGGAGACAAUCAGAAGCUGAGAGAUGCAUUGAGGAGUAGUAACGUAGCUCUGAGGGAGAGAUGUGAUGAAAUCAAGGAAUGGCAACAGAGGCUGAGGGCAGAGAAGAACAUCCUGGGUCAUCGGUUCCAAGAGGCGAAGAACUUAGUGGAGAGGCUGGUGCGGGAAAACCAGGCGCUCCAGGAUCAGCUCCGGCUCAUGAGCCAAAGGAAAGAUGAGGAGCAGAGUGUUCCUCAAGGGGGGAAGCAGUUCCAGAACUGUCAUGAGCCAUCAGAGGGAGAAGAGGGAGAAGAGGCGAGGAAAGGGCAGAAGCAGACUGGUCCCCAGAGCUUGCCCAUGGAAGGGGGGAACGAGGUCCUGAAGCUGCUGAGGAACCACAAGGAGAAACUGGAGGAGCGUAUGCGAGAGCUGAAGUGCCGGAACGAGACGCUGCUGAAGGAGAUAGAGGAGGGGCAAAAUGAAAUGAAGAAUCUGCGCGCUGCCAAUGCUCAGCUGCAGUCAAGGCUUUCUCAGGUGAAGGGCUGUGGGGUUACACAGGAGACCCUGGUCUGCUGUGAUGCACAGGUGACCAACGCUCACAGCCUGCCUGGACCCACAGUGCCUGUGACUCCAAGUACCCAGCUAGUUCAACUCUCCAAACAGCUGCAGGCAACACAGAAUAGGUAUAAGGAGCUGCAGGAGAAACUGGAUUCUCUUCAGAAGACAAGUUUUCAACAAGACAAAAGUGAAAUGCUCCUGAAGCAGAGGGAAAAUGAAUGUGCACAGCUGACCAAGGACUGUGAAAUGCUGAAGGCCCAGGUGACCUCACUGCUGGGGGAGCUCCAUGAGAAGCAGAGCUGCCUGGAGAAGAGCGAAGAAGACAGAGCACGGGUGGAAGAGAAGUUGAACCGGGUCCAGGAGGCCCUGCAAAAUGUGGAGAGGGAGUCAAAGCAGAUGAAGAGCCAGUACAGCGUGACUGUAGACACACUUCGGUUGCAGACACAGAACCUGGAGAUGGCGCUGAAGGCAGAAAGACAGGUUCUCACCGAGGACAAGAGAAAGCUGGCCCAGCUACAGCAUGCCUACACUCAGCUGUACCAGGACUAUGACUCCAAGCUUAAGAGCGAGAGCCAGGCCAAACAGAGGGAUGGUGAGCUGGAAGACUUGGCCAGAAGGCUGGUGGAAGCAGAGCAGGCUCUGGCUUUGAAGCAGGACCUCAUCGACAAACUGAAAGAGGAGGUGGAGCAGCAGAAAGGGACACUGGAGACCGUACCCGUUCUCACUGCACAGGCAGAGAUUUACAAAGCAGAUUUCCUGGCAGAGAGGGAAGCCAGGGAAAAGCUGCACCAAUGUAAGGAAGAGCUUCAGGACAAGCUGAACCGCACUCUGGCUGAAAUGGACAGGCUCCGGCUAGAAGGCACCUCACGUGCUAGGAUGGAGGAGAUGCAACAGAGGCACAUAGAGGAUUACCGGGCAGCUCAUACUCUCCUCCCGCCCAUGUCAGGAGGAUUUCCCGGGGCCACCAUCCCCUUCAGCCCCGCCCAGCCCCCCUCCUUUCGAAUGCAGAAUCUCUCUGAAGAGCUGCCUGAUUACCGCUGCCCAAAAUGCCAGUACCAGGCACCAGAUAUGGAUACCCUGCAGAUCCAUGUGACAGACUGUAUUGACUGAGCUUGGAAAGAAGGACGCAAGGCUAUUUCAGCCAGGCAGGAAGAAUUGAUAUUGAGCAGGGAUGCACUUUGAAUGGGAUAACUGUCAUAUGCUUAAAAUAUGAUGUAGUGUGAUAGAAUUGUAGCUAGAUAUACAGUUUGACAAUAUAGUGAAAGAGAAGAAAAGUAAAUGCCUCAUGUGGAGAUCACCAAAUGUUUUAAUGUAUUAAUUCCGACCUAUUAUUGCCAGUUUGAAAUGAUAGAAACACUGACUUUGCUGUGAGCAGCAUUGCACUAGAUUUGUUGGUGUUUUUUAACUCGUCGUGUUUGUUUCCCAGUAUGCAUGUGCACUUUGUCUCAGAGCCUUGUGUGUAUAUAGGUUGUUCUCCAGAGGAUGUGUACAUUGAUGUAAUAGAAACAAAUAAUAAAAUAUGGUAUCCUGCAAAAAAA